AUGAACGAGGAGGGCCACCCGAACCUGAAGUUUGACGUGGAUCCACUCGAGCCCGACCACUCUCUUCCGCCAUCACAGAGAGCACUAUAUGCGAAGCAACAGCGCGAUGCCAAAGGCGAGACGCCAUCUGGGAUUACAGCUGCAUCCCAAACAGGGCGCAAAAGCCCCAUUGUCGAGAAGGUCCAGAGAUUUGGGUGA
Cladophialophora psammophila CBS 110553 is the source of this 198-nucleotide messenger RNA. RefSeq lists its product as uncharacterized. The transcript has 2 exons. Lineage: Eukaryota; Fungi; Ascomycota; Eurotiomycetes; Chaetothyriales; Herpotrichiellaceae. The coding region runs from base 1 to 198 and encodes 65 amino acids. The record is from RefSeq and is a predicted model, not a curated record.